CAACACUUGAUAAUUGAAACGUCAAAAAAUUGGAAGGGAAAGAAAAACAAAACUCUGUGAAAACAUUCCUGAGAAUCAAUUUUGUACGAGUUGGUGUGUUUUCAUUGCAAAUUGACCAUGAGUUCAGGAUUUGUAACAGAGCAGGAAAUAGCCGAGUCUAAACAACGUCGUCAGGAAGAAUGGGAGAAAGUGAGAAGCGCUGAUCAGCCACUCGAAAUGCCUGAAGAGCCAUACGAUUCCCGUUCGUUGUACGAAAGACUGAAGGAACAGAAAGAUAAGAAAGACUACGAAUUUGAGGAAGCGCACAAAUUGAAAAACUUGAUUCGAGGCUUGGACGAUGAUGAGGUCGAUUUUUUGGACGUAAUCGAUAAAGCGAAAAUUGACGCCGAACGGAAACAACAAUUAGAAGAGAAACACGAAAUGCAAGACUUUAGACAACAGGUCGCCAACCUACAGGAGAAGAAUUUGGACAAAAAAAUUCAAUCAGAAGUUUCCCAACCAAAGAUCGCCAAAACCAGCACCAAUAGUCGUCCAUCGCAAAAAUCAAUUUUAUCCGGCGUCAUUAGGAAACGAAAACUAAGCGAAACCAACGGAAACGUUCAAUCAGAGAGCAAACCAUCGGAGGAGAAUGUCGUUGAGGCGACACCGAAACAAGUCAAAACGGACAAUAAUGUUAUUGCCGCAACCAGCGAUGAUAAAACGUCGGUUGGUGCGCUCAAAUGCAUUGGAAUUUUACCGGGUAUAGGCGGAACGUAUGAAGAGUCCAGCGAUUCGGAAAAAAGUACGGACACAGACGAUGAUUACGAUUAUUCGAAAUAUGAUUUCGUGGGCAGAGCGAGAGGUUCGAAAAGUGCGUACGGCGGUUGCGGACAAUAAUUGCAGAUUUUGUUUUGAAUGUAAACGGUCAAAUAAUUCGUUUGUAACCCUAAUUAAUGUAAGCUGCUAAAUAUUAAAAUUUCUUGAAAUAAAUUCAUCAGACAAAAUUUAAGUUCAAUUAU
This is a messenger RNA of Bradysia coprophila, 998 nucleotides long. Its product is annotated as PSME3-interacting protein. NCBI's taxonomy places the organism in Eukaryota, Metazoa, Arthropoda, Insecta, Diptera, Sciaridae. Gene Ontology annotation, cellular component: nucleus. The record is from RefSeq and is a predicted model, not a curated record.